Oppiella nova is the source of this 465-nucleotide messenger RNA. Lineage: Eukaryota; Metazoa; Arthropoda; Arachnida; Sarcoptiformes; Oppiidae. The record is from the annotation of a GenBank genome assembly.
GAACUGCCGCUCGUGUCCGGUGACCUCAACGACAUCGCCGCCGGCGGGACCAACAAUAAUGACGGCGAGACUAACGGCAACGCCGAUGAUGAGGAUGACGACGACGGCCCGUCCACUCAACGCUCCUAUGAGAACGACUCUAACGUCAAACCGGAUUACUCUAUACUUAAGAAUAGUCUUAAAAAUAUGAAUGAUUCGGACGCUAUCAAGAAGAAAGAGGGAGAAAUGCAAACCGAGAUUAAUAGCAAACGCGAGGUUUUGCGUAAAAUCCAGGCGCCAAACAUGAGAGCUAUCGAUAAGCUCGAAGACGUAAAGGACAGGCUGAAGGAGACGGACUCCGAAGUCAACAAUUUGAGACUCGACUCAAAGAAAGCCAAAAUGGCGUUCGAGGAGAUCAAGAGAAACCGAUUACGAGAAUUCAAUCUGUGUUUCGAAAACGUGGCCCAAAGAGUGGACUCGAUAUAC